UGCGCUCCUGGAGGAGCGGGACCGGCCGGCGGGUGCUCGCGAGGUUACUUCAUGGAAUGAGCACCUAGUAGAACAAGAAAGGAUCAAAGCUCUAUCGAAAAACAAAUCAUGUGGUCUUCAGAAAUGAGGAGAAAUGCAGCCAUCUGAAAUGGUCAUGAACCCCAAACAAGUCUUCCUCUCGGUGCUGAUAUUUGGGGUAGCGGGGCUACUCCUGUUCAUGUAUUUGCAAGUCUGGAUUGAAGAGCAACAUACAGGGAGAGUGGAGAAGAAAAGAGAACAAAAAGCAACCUCAGGAUGGGAGCCAGUAAAUUACCUGCAACCUAUACCCAGAAUCAUGACUAGAGAACAAAUCCGGGGACAUAUCACCAACCAGAACCUCAAGUUCCACAUCACUGAGGAUCCCAAGGGAAAAAAGGAAAAUCUUCUGCUCAACUCUGAGAGGCCAAUGAGGGUCUUAACAAAGACCAGCCACUCACAAGGAGAGGAUCGAGUUUUGGGGAAGACCACAGGACCACCAACAAUUAAGCUGAUUGCAAAACAUCAAGGAACUAGGACUGUUUUCAAGAAGUUCAGUGAAAUGAAGUGGCCAUUGGACAUACACCCUUUAAAUAAAAGUUUAAUCAAAGACAACAAAUGGAAGGAAACGGAUGUGGCCCAAGAGAAACGCAGGUCUUUCCUUCAGGAGUCUUGCAAAAAAUAUGGCGGGGUGAGUCGUCCUCAAUCACAUCUUUUUCAUAUGGUAUCCAGGAUCUAUGUGGAAGAUAAACACAAAAUCUUAUAUUGUGAAGUACCCAAGGCUGGCUGCUCCAACUGGAAGAGAAUUCUGAUGGUGCUAAGUGGGUUGGCUUCCUCUGCGUACAACAUCUCCCAUGAUGCUGUUCACUACGGGAAGCAUUUGAAAAAACUAGAUAGCUUUGACUUAAAAGGGAUAUAUACUCGUUUGAAUACCUACACCAAAGCUGUUUUUGUUCGUGAUCCCAUGGAAAGAUUAGUGUCAGCAUUUAGGGACAAAUUUGAACACCCCAAUAGCUAUUACCAUCCAGUAUUUGGGAAGGCAAUUAUAAAGAAAUAUCGGCCAAAUGCCUGUGAAGAAGCAUUAAAUAAUGGAUCUGGGGUCAAAUUCAAAGAGUUCGUCCACUAUUUGCUGGAUUCCCACCGUCCAGUAGGAAUGGACAUUCACUGGGAAAAGGUCAGCAAACUCUGCUAUCCGUGUUUAAUCAACUAUGAUUUUGUAGGGAAAUUCGAAACUUUGGAAGAAGAUGCCAAUUACUUUUUGCAGCUGAUUGGUGCUCCAAAAGAGCUGAAAUUUCCAAACUUUAAGGAUAGGCACUCUUCUGAUGAAAGAACCAAUGCUCAGGUCGUGAGACAAUAUUUAAAGGAUCUGACUCGAACUGAGAGACAAUUAAUCUAUGACUUUUAUGACUUGGACUAUUUGAUGUUUAAUUAUACAACUCCAUUUUUGUAGUUUGCAUUAAUCUUCUGAAACCCUGUAGUUACUUCAUGAUGAUGGCCUCAAAUCAGCUAACUGUAAUUUUCCUGCAGUUCUCUGUAUGAGAGAGAAUUUAACCAAGUGUAGUUGUCUUGAUUUAAUGAAGAUUUUUACCAAAUAGUAUGACACCAAUUGGCACAAAGUUAUAGGAAAAUUACCUUACAGAGACAUGUAAACAAGUUGAGUUGCUCUAGAAUGUUUGGAAAAUAGCUGCUUUUGCAUUAUGGAUUAUAUUAUAGAAGCAAUAACCUAGCCAGCUGCUACAUUAGCUUCAACAGCCUCUUGCAGUGAUAGAAAAAGGGAUCUAAAAUAGCAUGAGUAUAUGUCUACAUCCUGGAAUUUGUUGUCUAAAGUGCAUGGAUAUAUUUUUGGCAGUCUGUGACAUAUUACUCGAACCUUGGAGAGUUUUCUUACACCCUGGAAAUCUUUCUAUCAACUGCAAUGAUAAAUCCAUUUUGAAAUAAUAUUUUGGACCUAGGCAUUUAAGUUUAGAUUGGAAGGCAUUAUGUGAUUUACAAUAUGAGAAUAUAGCAGAAAAACCAGAUGAGGCUAUGGCUUUUUAUAUUCAACAGCCAAUAAAAAAUGCACAACAUGCUAAGAUCAAAGCAACAAAAACAACCUUCCUCUUCCAGAAAAAGUUAGGGGAAUUGAUUCUGUUUUCUUCUGAGCCCUCUGUGCAGAGACAAAAUGAACAUAACCACUAAAGGUCCUCGCUUCUGAAGCAGGCAGUUGAGAAGUUUAAGUCUCAUCAGAUAUAAAUGUGCUCCUAAUUUCUGGUUUAAUUGGGCAGGGGGGAAAUUGUUUCGGGAUGGAAUAAUCAUCAAAAACAAAAGUUGCCACUCUGAAUAUGGGCCUCAAACAAUAACAAAGUUUUAUAAGAGUAUUAUUUGAAUCAAAGCAUCGUGUGCAUAGCUUUAUAUGUGGAAUGUACUCUAAGAAUAACUUUUGUUUCCAGUCUAAUUACUUAGCUUAGGAAUGACUUUUUAAAAACGCCUAUACCACUUCAAAGAUAGGUUAUAUUCUAAAGAAUAAACAAAACAAGAGCCCCUAGAAACAUUUUUAAUAGGCUUAUGCAUAAAUAAAUUCAGGAGUUUUCUUUUUAAGUUCAAAUAUUCUAUCCUAACACAGUCAAAUACCAUUGCAUUCAAAUAUUAAAUCCAAGUUUUGGGAAAACAGGACCACGUGUCACUCCUAUCGAAGUUGUAAUGCAUUUUGGAAAUUUUUUCCAGCGGACCCUAAAUUUGAAGACACGUUUGGAUGGGAACUUAUUUUAAUU
Prionailurus viverrinus (fishing cat) is the source of this 2765-nucleotide messenger RNA. It is a transcript of the gene CHST9, whose product is annotated as carbohydrate sulfotransferase 9. Lineage: Eukaryota; Metazoa; Chordata; Mammalia; Carnivora; Felidae. Gene Ontology annotation, cellular component: membrane. The transcript has 6 exons. The coding region runs from base 134 to 1465 and encodes 443 amino acids. Gene Ontology annotation, biological process: proteoglycan biosynthetic process; carbohydrate biosynthetic process. The record is from RefSeq and is a predicted model, not a curated record. Gene Ontology annotation, molecular function: sulfotransferase activity.